Messenger RNA from Scophthalmus maximus (turbot), 4179 nucleotides. RefSeq names its product decorin (gene dcn). The record is from RefSeq and is a predicted model, not a curated record. Lineage: Eukaryota; Metazoa; Chordata; Actinopteri; Pleuronectiformes; Scophthalmidae. Bases 740 to 3646 code for a protein of 968 amino acids. The transcript has 10 exons. Gene Ontology annotation, molecular function: protein binding.
CAGGAGUCAUUUCGAAGUGACACAGCGACGUUGGCGCGGCCGGUUUGGGGAGAGUUGUGGACCGAUACGAGAUUCAUCGUGACAACGCAGCAAAGACAAGGACAGGCGAGGACGAUGGGAUCCUGUGGUCCGCACAGGGACUUCAUUAUGGCUUCCAUCCAGAGGAACACAACGGCAGUAAACAAGGUCUUACACAAGGACAAACAUCAAAACGGGCAGCACUGGAGUUUUUUUCACGCUGCAUUUUUCUUGAGGCCUCCCCCCUCUGUUGCAGCAAGAAUCUUUUUGUGGAUUCCAGAUGUCAUGGCAACAGCAUGACAGUAGCCUCAAGCUGCGGCAGUAGUCGUCACUGAUGAGUUCACACGCUCUCUGUUGACUUUGCUGGCGCUGCGACGGACUGUACACGGACACAUGGAGGAAGUGUGACCUCCGGGGGAGAGAGGGUGCAUGUGUCGCCGUGAACGUCUUCAGAACGAUCUUCCCGUUGCUUUGAUUGACUACUGUCUCCAUCCAGCCAGCCUUUCCACACCUGACCUUGUUUCAAUUGGCCUGUCCUGACCCUGGAUGCGAUGUUUGAGGAGCUGACUGACCCGCAGAAAAAGGGGGAAUGGAUCAUUAAAGACGUCUCUUGCCGGUGGUGGUCGGUGCGCGUGGUUCAAAGGUUGCCCCAUUUCUUCCGGGCUCCCUCAGUCCAUACACAGCGGCAGGUGUAGGGUCAGGCUGGACGAGUGACUGACAAAUGCAAGAACUCAGCAUUGACACACAAGGAGGCCAAGCUCAUAAUAAAAUGGAAGCGCUCCUACUCCUGCUCGUGUUCAUCACAGUUCCUGGAUAUUCACACGUAUCACAGCCAAAAGCAAUUGUGACGCAGAUUGCCGGGCUGGACAGAGACCACCAGUAUGAGUUGGAAGAUUAUUUUGUAUCAGCAGAGGAGAGAGGAAAUGGGGGACACGUAGCUGCAGGACUCACUGAGAGAACGGAAGAGGAACAAGGGAGUGAUGGACUGAGUCCAGAGACAAACCCUGUUAGGAAAAUCGGAGAGGAUGGGCUGAAAAUUGAAGAUUUCAUGGACAGAAAUAAAGGAUAUGAGAAAGGAAGGACUGCUGAGAUAUUUUCUAAAAGUACUAUUCCAGGGGAAGGUACAAAAAGAGAGGAAUAUUCUGUAGCUGACAUGGUGGAGGAUAUAGAUAUGGAAGUUGUGGCGGAGAAAAGAGAGGAAGGCCUGAAUUUGGUUCCAAAGUCGAAGAGAGAGGAAAACAUUAUGGUAAAAACAAUACAUUCAGACAACACAAACAACUGGAAAAUGGUCAGAAGUCAAAAUACAAAGACACAAGAGGAAGCAGAGUAUGAUGAAACAGAUGUGAAACUUCCGAAAAGUGAUCGCAUGGAGCAGCUGAGACGAGAAAUAGUGGAAGAGGAGAGAGAAAGCAAGCUGGUUGCAGGGAUUAGUCUUUAUGGGGAGACAGGAGGAGACACUCGUGAUGACAAGAUUAUUAUAGCAGAGCAAGAAGGAAACGAGGAAAAAGCAGAAGAGGGGGAAGAUAGUAAAAAGCAUAAUGAAUUAGUAGAAAGAGGAAACGAGGAUCACAUACUAGUUCCUCUGUUGAGAACAUCAUCUGCUCACAUUGGGAAGGAAUCAGAGAUUGUUGCAACAAUUCAAAUUAUCACCCAGUCUCAAAAUCCUCCUAGUUCUCCUCCUCCUCAUCAUAAUGACCCUCCACCAUUUACGUUUACAACCACACACGUCGUUUCUCCACUCUCCUUCCUCCCUCCCUCCCCUUUCGCCAAAGUUAGUGCUCAGUUCUUUCCUCCUGCUGUCACUAUUUCCAACCCAACAGUCUCCACAGUGGAUCCUGGCGAUGUGAGGUCGGUCUCGCUGCUUGAAGAUCUCCUCACUGAGGAGUUACAGCGUCCUGGCCAGAAUCCCAAGCAGAAUCAACUGGAGGUGAAGGCUAGUCCAAAUUUAGAAGAUGGAAAUAUAUGGUCAAAACCUGCACACAAGGAGCACCAAACCGUGCACAAAGCACAAGAAAUAAACACUGCCGUUCACCCACAGAUUGAAUUUACCCCCAGUGUGCAAGCAGCAUCACCAAAACCCAAAGAAUCAAAGAUUAUUUCCAAAGAUUUAACCACUAAAGAACCAAAUACUAGACCAAAAUCAAAUAAAAAUACAUCCACAACUAAACCGCUCAAGCUAACACAUAAAACAAACAUGACACAGCCCAGAGGCGACCCAGUAUCCGAUAAAGUGGUGGAAAAUGACACCGAACUUGCAGUGAGGCAAAAUAAAGCAUCUCUUCCCCAACCGCGAGUGACCAAACCUCCAGCCAGACCGCAGCCGGCACCUGCCAAAACACCUUCAACGAGGCCAACGAAAAUCAACAGAAAUAGUAAAAAUAAGACAGUGAGAAAGUCCAAGGACAAGAAAAGGAAAAAGGACAAUAAAACCCAAAAGCCACCAGAGACGAAGAAGAAUGUCACCACGCCAACGCACUUUCCUUUCUUUCUGGAUAACUACUGUCCACCUGAGUGUGCCUGCUACGGACGAGUGGUCCAGUGCUCAGACAAAGGAGUGGAUAAAGUUCCUUACGGCAUUCCCUACAAUGCCCGCUAUAUCCUCCUCAUGAAUAACUACAUCAACAGCAUCCAGCUGGACCUGCUCAAGGAAUACGUCUCGAUGGAGUUCCUUGUGUUGAGCAACAAUCGGCUCACAGAUGGGGCCAUAGAGGGAGCCCUUGAGGGGAUCCCAGCUCUGAAACGACUCUACCUGGAUAGGAACCUCCUAGUAAGUGUUCCAGCUGACCUUCCACUUUCUCUUGAGGAGCUUCGUCUGGACAAUAACCAUUUGGGUGUGAUGUCUGAGGCAGCCUGGGCCCGGUGCCCCGGCCUCUUGGUCCUGAGCCUCAGCAACAACAGCCUGGGCAAUGGAUCUGAAUCUCUUCCUAACGCAGUGCUCUCUCCUCUGCGCAAACUGCGCACUCUGAACGUGAAUCACAACCAGCUAACAAUGGUUCCUCGGGUUUUACCGCUUUCCAUCAAGGAGCUGUAUCUCAAAGGGAAUCUCAUUGAGCAGUUUCGUGGCGGAGCCUUCAAUGGGAUAUCAGAGCUCGUGGUCUUAGAUCUGAGUGCCAACAGACUGACAAACAAAGGUCUUCUCAGGGAGUCCCUCCUGAACACAACUCACUUGGAAAGCCUCAACUUGGAAGGGAACAGACUGAAGCAAGUGCCUCGACACCUUCCCUGCUCACUGAAAACUCUAAAUCUGGAGGGAAAUCUCAUAGCUUCCAUAAAGAAAGCAGCUUUCAGCACCUUGAAAAACUUGGAGCACCUGGGCUUGGCUCGGAACAAGAUCUUCAAAGUGGCAUUAGGUGCCUUCAGGACGUUACCCGUCCUGCACCAGUUAGACCUGUGCCACAACACCUUGCGCCAAGUUCCCAGACAUCUGCCGCAGGGUUUGCAUACAGUAGCACUAACACACAACCGGAUUCAGUCAGUGCCUCGUGACGCUUUCUGCUGGGGUAAUAAUAGUCUGAGUCCCAGCAGGCUCAUACAAGUGCAGUUGGAACACAAUUUAAUUGACAUGGGGAAGCUGGAUGCACAGGCUUUUAGAUGUUUACGGGGAUUUCAGGUGGUGCACUUCUAUUGAGCUUCUGAACCUUCAAAAGAAAAGAUACAAGAUAGAUCCUUUGAAGGCUUUAUCAAUAGCAUUUCUAUGCCAGAAACCAAUGAAAGUGACCACCAGAGUAAAAAAAGAAAUAUUUAUUGUGUGUGGAAUUCAAUUAAGUGUGUGUAUCCAACCGAAGCCUCACUCUUUGACUGCUCUUAUGAAUUAAUUCUCCUCCCACAGAUUGUUAUGUCUCAAAGGUUGGAGAACCGCAGAUAACACGGAGCAGGAAUAACCUAACCUAAAGUCACCUUCAACCAAAGUAAUGUGAUGUGCUAUUAAAGACCUCCACUGAUCUCCAUGUUCAUAAUGAUUUGCGUGCUCAUUUGACUUCCACUCUAUAUACUGUAAUGCGACUUGACAUUAAGUUAAUAUUGUAAAUAUUUUAAAUUUGAACGCUCUAUUAACAUUCACAUAUAAAUGAGCUCUGUAAGUUGCUACCUUCCUAAAGCUUUAAGACUAAAAGCCUCUUUGUGUCUGAGUGAAAUGAUCUGAGGACAUUUUUUUCCUUAAAA